AUGAUUCACCCAAGAUGGGUUGGCCUAGGGUACGGGCAGGCGAUCAUGCUUUUCCUCGCCCUCUCGUACUACAACACCUUGUUGGCCUAUUCGCUGAUCUACGUUGCUGGAUCCUUGUUUCACCCACUCCCAUGGGCAGAGCAUUCGGCGAGCUAUUGGAAUGACGAAGUUCUCAAUAGCUACGACGGGGACUACGAUGGCGUGGGCCUCGGACCCGUCCAGUGGAAGAUUGCAGUAGCAUUGUUAGUGGUAUGGAUAGUAGUGUAUUUGUCACUUGCUUUUGGCAAAGACAUUUUGACCAAGGUGACCUGGGUCACUGUAGUGGGUCCGGUCGUCAUGCUGCUGAUUCUUCUGGCGCGCGCAUUGACGUUGGACGGCGCGAGCGACGGCAUUGAAUUCUAUCGACAUUGGAAAGUUCGACGCCGAUGUUUUGGUUGA
This is a messenger RNA of Prorocentrum cordatum, 438 nucleotides long. Lineage: Eukaryota; Dinophyceae; Prorocentrales; Prorocentraceae. The record is from the annotation of a GenBank genome assembly.